Centruroides sculpturatus (bark scorpion) is the source of this 2497-nucleotide messenger RNA. Its product is annotated as ankyrin repeat domain-containing protein 50-like. The record is from RefSeq and is a predicted model, not a curated record. The transcript has a single exon. Bases 748 to 1635 code for a protein of 295 amino acids. Gene Ontology annotation, molecular function: protein binding. NCBI's taxonomy places the organism in Eukaryota, Metazoa, Arthropoda, Arachnida, Scorpiones, Buthidae.
UUCAUACAUAAAAAUGAGGCAAUUUCCUGUAAAAAGCAGAGAAUUUGCAUGCAAUUUUAGAAGAAUUUAUACAUAAAAAUGGCUUCGUUUCCUGUGAAAAUGUCGACAGUUUAUGCAAUUUUUGGAGGAAACACACAGAAACAAACCUAAUUUCCUUUAAAAACACGCAACUUUUUAACCAAAAAGUAGUGUUACGAAGGGUGUUUUUGGUUAAAAAUCCCCGUUCACCUGUAGAAAAUUAAGUAAUUUACGUAACGCGUGACAUAACAGAUACGAAACACUUUCCCGUUUAAAAGAUGAAUUUUCGUAACAUCAUCUCCGUUACGUCAUACAUAAAGUACGGUAACUCGUCUAUCAAGGGAGGCAGAAAUCGGAAAAUUUCCUAGUAUAUAACUCACGUUUCGUAACAUUUUACUAACCACACCACAUCAAUCAAUGUUGAAGUUACUCGGUUAAACGUCGCACGUAACCACCUCACCGAUCGACUCAAAAAAAAGAAAGAAAUUUUACGACUAGAAGAGGGGGGUUGACGAGCGAGUAGUGUAUAAAAAACAGGAGGAAUUAUACCAGUUUGGUUACGCUAAAACCUCUCUUUAACUGAUAAACAGGGGGGUUGAGCUAGCUGAUUGUUUAUCGUUCGUCCAGUCACACAAGCAACACACGAGAGGAAGUGGGCGAGUUUUGCUUCCUUAACGUCACACUACACGAGUCGACACACGAAUAUUAUGUGGCAAGAGGGUGUUAGAAAUGUAUAACAGCGUUAACAACCCCCUGUACGCUGCUGUCGGCGAUAACAACGUAGAAGAAGUGUGCAGAUUGUUGGACAGGGGUGAAGAUCCCAACGUCAUCUCUUGGGAGAACAAUGGAAGGCCCCUCAUCAUCGAAGCUGUUAUAGGGGGUGAUGCGGGUAUAGUUAAGGUGCUGAUAGAUGCGGGAGUCGAUAUCAAUGCACGUAACGUUCAAGGUGAGACUGCGUUACAUCUAGUGUGCCAAGCGCGCUACUUUAACGUGGAUAUCAUCCAUUUAUUACUGGAUAGUGGGCAAGCCGACUUGAACGUUCAAGAGAAUCUCAGCGGUAACACCCCUUUGCACAUCUUCAUCAAGACGUUCAGCAGUAACGGUUGUAACGACGUUACGGUUAGUAUAUUCAAGAGGAUGGUAGACGGUACUAACAUCAAUAUACACAACCACAGAGGCGAGACGUUGUUACACAGAAUGGUGACAAGUAUACGCGACUGUGGGGAACUUAUGGAGUUGUUUCUGAACAGAGGUGUAGAUCUGAACGUUGUUAACGAGAGAGGUGAAACACCUUUAGUCUGCGCCAUCGAUAAAGGUUACGACUCGACUGCCAUCUUUCUAAUUAAGUGUGGUACAGACACGAAAAUAUGUGAUCGUUACGGACAGACGGCUUUGCAUCACGCGGCACAACGUAACAGAUCCGAGGUGGUGGCUCAUUUGUUAGAAGUGGGUUGCCCGGUUAAUGGGCAAGAUGUUAAUGGUGAUACUGCCCUUUAUCUUGCUGCAAGUAAGGGUAAUACGGAAGUUGUGAAGCUUCUACUUGCGCAUCCUUCGGUGGACGAGAAGAUGCUCAAUGUGCCAACCAUCUUCAGUUUUGACGAGUGUACUUCUUUGUAAUGCCUUUUUGUAUGUUUAAAGGCCUUUAAGUUUAGAAGGGCAUAAACUUGUUCUUUAUAACUUAGAUCUUAGGGAUUUAACUGCUUUAAAAUGAAACUUCUCCAGUUGCUUAAAAAUAGCUUUUAGUAUGCUUAUAUCGACUUUUUAAGCCCUUUUAACCACCAAGAAAAUUUUAUAAAGAAAUAGAUGAGUUUCUCUAUGACAGGUUUCUCUACAUCUGGAAGAUCUUAGGGCUUUAACUGCCUUACAAUGAAGGACUUAAACUUCUCUAAUUGCUUAUAAAUAGAGUUUCUAAGCCCUUCUAAACUCACAAAAACCUGUGUAAAGAAACUAGACGAGUUUCUUAUUAACAGGUUUCUGUGUGUUUAGAAAGACUUAUGAUUUCUAUAUGUUUACAAGGGUUAAAAUUAGAGAAGUCUUUGUAUAUUUAGAAAGAUUUAAGCUUCUUUAGAAUUCUAACUAUAUAUUUCUGGAUGUUUGUUUCUUUUAAACACACAGAAAAUUAUCUAACCUCCUUAAAAUAGGUGUAGAAGGGCUUAAACUUCUGUAGCUUCCUUGCAACUAAUUUGGAAAUGCAUUUUAGAAGUAUUUGAGGGGAUUUUUAAAAUAUUUAUAACACAAAGGAAGUGAGGUUCAACUUAUACAGAAAUUAACUUGUGUAAAUGAAGUAUCUAUGUUACUUUAUCUAGAAAAUAAUAAGGAAAAUCUCAAUCCGAGUGUAAGAUCGGAUAAAGUUUUGGUUAUUAAUCUAAUCAGUAUAAUAAUUUAAAUGUCUUUUAAUUUGUUGGUUAAGUCUUUAAUGCCAAAUUUUUUAGUGCAUUCUUACAAUAAAAAACUGUUGUCGUUAUAACUAAUGUAUGAA